UACCUAUAAUCAAUGAAGAUUAGAUCGCAUUUCAACUUUUUCUUCAUUUCAGUCUACUAGUUUUCGUGUCUAGCUACGGGGGUGAUGGAUAUGACCCUCUUCAGAACGCUUUAAAGAUCCAACGUUCUAGAAGAUCGGCAUUGAAUCAUGCAAAUAAUGAAGUUCACUCAGCCGAGCAUUCAACUUCACCAGUAUACAUAGGUCCACAAGACGGGUUGAAGGAUGAUGACAAAAUAUCUAGUUUGCCAGGUCAGCCAGCCGGAACAAACUUUGACCAGUACUCAGGGUAUGUGACCGUUGACCCGAACCACGGGAGAGCACUGUUUUACUAUCUUGCAGAGUCACCUGUCAACUCUUCUGCUAACCCUCUUGUACUCUGGCUCAAUGGAGGGCUGGGCGGCCAUGAUGGAACUUGGACUGUUUAGAGUCAAUGCUGAUAAUACGACACUGUCGCAUGAUAAAUAUGCAUGGAACAACAUUGCAAAUGUCCUUUUCUUGGAAUCCCCGGCUGGAGUUGGAUUUUCUUACUCUAACAAGUCUACAGAUUAUACAACCGACGAUGUACAAGCCGCAAAAGAUUCGUAUACGUUUCUGAUUAACUGGUUAGAAAGAUUCCCGGAAUACAAAACUAGAGACUUUUACAUCACUGGAGAAAGCUAUGCAGGGCAUUAUGUACCUCAACUUGCACAGUUAGUUCUUCAAAACAACAAGAUCACCAAUCAAACUGUCAUCAACCUUGAAGGAAUUGCUAUUGGAAAUCCAUAUGUUGAUUAUGAAGCGGAAAAGACAGGAAUGUUUGAUUAUUUCUGGACACACGCAAUCAUUUCUGAUCAAAACCACGAAGGAAUAAUUUCCAACUGCAAUUUUACUGAGGGUGCACCCAAGACAGAUGCAUGUAAAGACUAUCAAUAUCAGGCAUACACUGCUUUGAGCAACAUCUUUCCAUAUGACAUCUAUACCCCUUUAUGCUCACCAUUCAGCAAUAGCACCCCAUCUAUAUCAGGAUUUGAUCCAUGCACUGAUAGUUAUAUUCAAGGAUAUCUCAACAGUCCUGUCGUGCAACAGUCGCUUCAUGCAAAACCGGUUCAAUGGACAUCUUGCAAGUACACACUAACUUUCAAUCUCAAAGAUGUUCAGUAUCACCUCCAACAUUUAUAGUACUGUACUCACCACAAUUUUUUCGCUCUAGUUAAGACUACAAGGUAUGGUGAUGGACCAUCCUUGGAGGAUGAUCCGCCACGUAGGCGCCACGUCACAUUCCUCCCCAAGA
Helianthus annuus (common sunflower) is the source of this 1270-nucleotide messenger RNA. RefSeq names its product serine carboxypeptidase 1. The record is from RefSeq and is a predicted model, not a curated record. Gene Ontology annotation, cellular component: vacuole. NCBI's taxonomy places the organism in Eukaryota, Viridiplantae, Streptophyta, Magnoliopsida, Asterales, Asteraceae. Bases 385 to 1158 code for a protein of 257 amino acids. Gene Ontology annotation, molecular function: serine-type carboxypeptidase activity. The transcript has 5 exons. Gene Ontology annotation, biological process: proteolysis.